CCUCGAGGGCCGCGAGUUCGAGUUCCUCAUGCGGCAGCCCAGCGUCACCAUCGGCCGCAACUCGUCGCAGGGCUCCGUGGACCUGAGCAUGGGCCUGUCGAGCUUCAUCUCGCGGCGCCACCUGCAGCUCAGCUUCCAGGAGCCGCACUUCUACCUGCGCUGCCUCGGCAAGAACGGCGUCUUCGUGGACGGGGCCUUCCAGCGGCGCGGCGCGCCCGCCCUGCAGCUGCCCAAACAGUGCACCCUUCGGUUCCCUAGCACGGCCAUCAAGAUCCAGUUCACGUCGCUGUACCGUCAGGAGGAGGCCCCGGCGUCUCCCCUCCGGCCCCUCUACCCGCAGAUCUCCCCUCUGAAGAUUCACAUUCCGGAGCCGGAUCUCCGCAGCCUGGUCAGCCCCGUCCCUUCCCCGACCGGCACCAUCAGCGUUCCCAACUCCUGCCCGGCCAGUCCACGCGGAGCGGGGUCCUCCGGCUACCGCUUUGUUCAGAACGUGACCUCAGACCUGCAGCUGGCCGCAGAGUUUGCCGCGAAGGCCGCCUCAGAGCAGCAGGCGGACGCGUCCGGAGGGGACAGCCCUAAGGACGAGUCGAAGCCCCCGUACUCCUACGCUCAGCUGAUCGUGCAGGCCAUCUCGUCAGCGCAGGACAGGCAGCUAACACUAAGCGGCAUCUACACCCACAUCACCAAGCAUUACCCUUACUACCGGACGGCUGACAAAGGCUGGCAGAAUUCAAUCCGACACAACCUCUCUUUGAACCGCUACUUUAUUAAAGUCCCUCGUUCCCAGGAGGAGCCCGGGAAGGGGUCUUUUUGGCGAAUAGACCCCGCCUCAGAAGCGAAGCUCGUGGAACAGGCAUUCCGGAAACGGAGGCAGAGGGGCGUCUCCUGCUUCCGCACGCCCUUCGGGCCGCUGUCAUCCAGGAGUGCUCCAGCCUCGCCCACCCACCCUGGGCUGAUGUCCCCUCGCUCCAGCGGCCUGCAGACCCCAGAGUGCCUGUCUCGAGAGGGCUCGCCCGUGCCGCACGACCCUGACUUCGGGUCAAAAUUAGCUUCCGUUCCAGAGUAUCGGUAUUCCCAAAGCGCACCCGGUUCUCCCGUCAGCGCCCAGCCGGUGAUCAUGACCGUGCCUCCCCGACCGCCCAGCCUGGUGGCCAAGCCCGUCGCCUACAUGCCCGCGUCCAUAGUGACGGCGCAGCAGCCCUCCGGCCACGCCAUCCACGUCGUGCAGCAGGCUCCCCCUGUCACCAUGCUCAGGGUGGUCACCACGUCCGCCGGCUCCGCCAACGGGUACAUCCUCGCCGGCCAGGCCUCGGCAGGAGCCGCCCACGAAGCGGCGGGCACAGCCGUGCUGGACCUGGGAAGCGAGACAAGAGGCCUGGAGGAGAAGCCCGCCAUCGCCUUCGCCACCAUCCCCGCCGCUAGCCGCGUCAUCCAGACGGUAGCCAGUCAGAUGGCCCCGGGGGUCCCCGGCCACACGGUCACCAUCCUGCAGCCAGCCACUCCGGUGACCAUCGGGCAGCACCACCUACCGGUCCGGGCCGUCACUCAGAACGGGAAGCACGCGGUCCCCACCAACAGUUUAGCCGGCAGCACUUACGCCCUCACCAGCCCCCUACAACUCCUGGCGGCCCAGGCGAGCUCAUCCACACCGGUGGUGGUCACGCGGGUGUGCGAGGUGGGGCCCGAGGAGCCGGCGGCGGCCGCGGCCACCACCGCCACCGCCCCGGCCACCGCUGCUUCCGCCGCCUCUUCCACCGGGGAGCCCGAGGUCAAAAGGUCGCGCGUAGAGGAGCCCAGUGGGACUGUGACCGCGCAGGCCGGGGUGAUCACGGCCGCCGGCCCGCAGGGACCCGGAACCGGGGAGUGAAGACGCCUGCCUACGGGCCGAGUGGGACGCUCGCCAUAAGGGAUUCUGGAGCCAGGCCCUGACCGCCGACCCCCUGCCGCUUGCGGACCGCGACAAGAAGGCUCCAUGGUGACCUGCGCACGUGCCAAACGGACAGGACGGUCUCGGCCUCCACCCGCACCUGGACGCACUCGUCCUCCCUGUUCUGUCUCCUGCCCCUGCUGUGGUUUAAAACAAAACACAUAAACAAGUUCAGACCGCUGAUUGUAUGAUUCGGGAA
Messenger RNA from Panthera uncia (snow leopard), 2126 nucleotides. RefSeq names its product forkhead box K1 (gene FOXK1). The coding region runs from base 29 to 1867 and encodes 612 amino acids. Gene Ontology annotation, molecular function: DNA-binding transcription factor activity, RNA polymerase II-specific; RNA polymerase II cis-regulatory region sequence-specific DNA binding; protein binding. Gene Ontology annotation, biological process: regulation of transcription by RNA polymerase II. The record is from RefSeq and is a predicted model, not a curated record. The transcript has 9 exons. NCBI's taxonomy places the organism in Eukaryota, Metazoa, Chordata, Mammalia, Carnivora, Felidae.